Molecule: messenger RNA, 8862 nt
Organism: Spirometra erinaceieuropaei
Lineage: Eukaryota; Metazoa; Platyhelminthes; Cestoda; Diphyllobothriidea; Diphyllobothriidae
Source: the annotation of a GenBank genome assembly
AUGAGGCACGGUAUAGUGGCCCUUGUGGCUUUAUUUGCUGCUACAUCAUGCAUAAUUGGAAACGCUUUCUAUCAGAAGAAGCAGUUUUUUCCCGCCGUAAUCUAUCUUGCGAAGUACCGACCAUUCUUCGCGGUAUGUUUGGGAUGAUUUCACGAAGAGUACAGGUCAUACUGGCUCAGUGCCUUACUUUCCUGGUAAUGAUAGCUAAAUGUAUCUGCUGGCUAUUCUUUGGAACCCUUCAACGUUCCGAAGUUGACGUAAGUAAUGCAAUUUUUCAGUUAACUUUUGCAGAACAUACUUUCACGGGCGUGGUACACGUUUUUCGACAUGUGCUUGGUGUUUGCGUUUUUCCAGGACGAACUGAACACGAAGUUUAUGUUUUUAUUCACAAUAAUUUUGUUCGUGAAAACUUUUCAUUGGCUUCUUGAGGAGCGAAUCGAAAACGUAAGCAAAUGCCAUUUAAUUUGUAACUUUCUCAGAUGGAACGCACGCCCGUUAUAACCUUGUCAUUUCAUUUGCGGAUCACAAGUAGAACUUUUGAAUUCUCCAUUCAUAAAGUCCAUUCUAGCGUUUAUCUGCCUACUGGCAGCGAUCGAUAUAUUUCACAUUGCCUACUUCUAUUGGGGGACGGACGUGAGGAUGUUAUCUUCGCUUGCGGUUGGAGCUGAGGUUCGUCAUCCCAACGCUUUACGAGACCUUACAAUUUCUAAAUUAUUUUUUGACGUCGAAUUGUAGCUGGCAUUAGAAUUAGCCGUUGUUGACCACUAGGAUAGCCCCAUGCUUUCCAUUCUAAACCUACUCACUGCAUUCGCCUCGCGCGGAACCACUUCUUUGGCAUACCUCGUUUUUUAUCUUUUAUAUGUCCUCGUGGCCUUUUAGUGUUGCUGUCUCAGUUACGUAUACGAAGUUCUACUUCAACUCAAGUUAAGCCACUCUACAUAACAGAAGCGCAAGCUGUACUGCAGUUUUUCUGCCGGUUCGGCUACCCCGUUCAUAUUCACUAAAAUGAGUCGCGCGGUUUUCUGCGGGACUUGUUCGCAUAUCAUAGCAUCCUCGUAGGCUUACUCGUCUAUUGCCACUGGACCUGCUCCCGUCACCACCCAGCACUCUGUCAGCAGGGGCGAGAAAGCUGUUACAUUAAUUCGCAUAUUUCAGUCGUUUGAGCUACCAGCAGUAAAUAACACUGAAAAAUAGUAGCACUCAUCAAGCUUUGACAUCGUACUAGUGUUGCAUAUUUCUCGGCUUCCAAUCAUAGGCUUAUUUUUCGUAACCGAUUUGCCGACAUAGCUGACCAUGUGCUCAUUCCUCAGUUGUGAAAUUUUUCUCAUUUCAUCCAUUUCAGUAUUAUAUCCUGCUAUUUGGACUCUUUUCGACAAUCGUACGCUACAUUCUUCAAACAAUUAGCUCAUUGCGUGACUCUCCAUGGGAUCAGAAAGCAAUGUAUAUGCUUUAUGCUGACAUUGCGGUUGGAUUAUUCCGUUUGAGCUUCUACUUAGAAUUCGCGCCAAUUUUGUGGUCGCAUCAUCCCUUCCCACUCUUCAUGGUCAGACCAAUUUAUCUGAACUUCCGUUUCUUACGGAAAACUGUCAGAGUAAGUCUAAAGAAUUCUUUAGUUAUUUUUGACCAAGACUUCUAUCCCACUCCACCUCUUCAUGAAGCCCCCCCCCCUUUAAACUACAUCCUCGAACUUGCCAUCAGCCCUCAUCCACCUCGUAUGACUCACCAGUUUAAAGAAGCUCGCAAUUUGUCACUUUGGUCCAGGUUCUCUGAACGAUCAUUCUUUUGUCGUAGCAUAUCUCUUUUUACAAUCACAAUUUUAGUAUUAGUAAGUCUUCGCCGCAUGCAAAAUUUACUUUGGCAUCGAUUUUCCGUUAAAUUGACUCACUUUCUUAGUGUUUGGGGGUUUUGUACUCGUUGGUUAGGAAGGGUCGUCCACGCACUCUUAUAGAGGGAAUGCCGCGAACAAAAGAGACUGAAAUGGUCAUUUCUGGCAGCCAUCCCAAGCUCCAAGGCAAAAAGGACCGAGCAUGUGCCGUACUGUAACCAGUUCGGUGGACAUUUCCUCCGUGUCAACACUCUUAUCAUGCACAGCAGUUACAGCACACCCCCGUUUUAUUUUCGAAGGUUGUGGACUCCGGCGAAAUAUAGGCCGUUCAUUUUCGCUCCGAGGAAGAGACUACCGGAAAGAAGACUAGAACAUAUGGAGAUAAGAUCAAAAGUAAAGGCACGAAUGGUGGCGAAAGUUCGAGUUCCAAGUGUGUAAUUCAAUUUGGGGUAGGAGAGUAGUCAGGCACCAGAGCAAUUUGUUUAUUUUUCUGAGCCUUCGGACUCAUUAAGGUGCCGUAGUAGGAGAUGAAAGCGGCGACGGAAAAGCGACAGUUGUGAGGGAUAUCAACCCUUAAACGACCAGGGCCGAAGACAUGACUAGCAUUAUCUCUGGAAAGAUGGUACAUCUGACGGCCUAGAUAAAGUCGGGGAGAAUCUUGCUUACCCCAACCUUUCAUUCUAAUCUGCCUACCUCUACCUACUAGCAUUUCGGAAUUUCUGGAGUCUUUUGCUUAUCACGUACUCAUACUGAAUGGUCACACGGCCUGCUUGCCUCCUCUCUAAUCCGAGAUUCAAAGUAAAGAAUUAUGUGUUGUUAAUAGGAGCGUAUCUACUCAUCAUUUUAUUCACACACACCACUGUUUUCAUUUGCCUGCCGGGUGCGUAUUGUGUUUUGAUUUUUGUGACCAGACCGUCUGCAGUCAACGGAUAUGUUUUAAUUACCGUAAUCAACAACACACGUAGUCUCUAGUUUAUGCAUUUUUACUUCACGCACAUUAUCGCUUACUAAUCUUGGUCUUGUCUCAUCAGGAUCUCCUAAUGUCUCAGCGUGCUAUCAGGCUGAUGAAUACAGUCUUUCAGGACAUUACUGUUGCUGAGUUAGCAGCCUCUAGCGAUACUGUCUGCAUAAUUUGUCGUGAAGAGAUGAAUACGGUUGCUGCCGCCACACCUGCCGAUGGCGAAGCCGCCCAACAGCAACAACCACGCCCAUCGGGCACAGAAGUCGCAACCUCUAUCAAACGCCUGCCCUGUUCACAUAUCUUCCACGCAACCUGUCUGCGUUCAUGGUUUCAACGACAACAAACCUGUCCUACCUGCCGGCUGAAUGUCUUGCGCGGCCCUAGACAGGCGUCGCAACAGGGACAGCGGCAACAGCAGCAGCAGCAGCAGCCAGGGCGCGGCGAACAACCAGCCGCCCAGCCCAGGCCGACGACGACUACCUCACAGUCACCCUUGGAUUCAGCGUCUUCCACAAACGCCGCUGCCGCCGACUCUUCACGACCUGCAUUUCCCACCACUGCCGGUGCCGGAUUUGUGAGUUCACCUUGUUCGCGAUCGGACUGCCCGUCCAAUUUGCUUCCAUCUUUUUUUCAGGCCUAGACAACGUUCUAGUAUAUGCAUUUGUGCUUGCAAGAAGUUAUGCAUCGUUCACGGAUCGAUUGACUCAGGAUCAACACGUUUGACCCAUUUGUACGUGCAGACUGUUAGAACUAUAACAAUUGUAAUCAGUACUGCACCAUUUUGGCUCGUAGAUAGCAUGUGCUUUUAUACUUUCAGGGCGAUAAAAGUGCUAAAGUACUAUCCAGGACAGUGCAGGCGAAACAGUUAUCUCUGUCGUUUCCAAGCCGUUUGUGAACUGCUGAAAUGUGCACGCCUAUUUUAUGUUUAUUUUUGGAACUGUUAUUGAGUGAUGUUUUUAACCUCCCCUCAUCUCUUGUUGACUGAGUGAACUGCUAGCAAACGGCGUAUAGUACCGAAAGUGUGCUUCUACUUCUUCAUUUUUCGGAUGUUUAGCUCUACCUAGUCUUAAGUGUCAAACUUUAAGAAGGGAUUGUAAUGACCCUAUGCCAUACGAGCCAUGACUCGGCAAGCGCACUCUAUAGACUGUCGACGCUCGCAUUUCUUCAGGCUUCUUCUCGGAUAUUUAUAUCUUGUGUUGGCGGCUCAAGAUGAGCCUUCAUUUUCCGACAAGCAGUCCGCAUUUUGAUAUUUCAACCAAUGACCCAUAGCUAUUUUCUGGACAAAGAUCUACUUCUUACGUUUUGCGGUGUAGACAGGAGGUUAUUUAGAAGCACACUUUGAACGUUUUUAUUGAAGCAAGCUUUUUUGUCAAAAACGCGACAAUUUGUUUGUGAUCCUUAAUUUUGGAAUCUCUACUUAUUCGUGCUGUUUACUGCCAAUUUUUCCCAGAGCCCUAGCUUCUUUCCAGCAUGGCCUUCAAUGCCAAAUCCAGCAUCUGUCCAACCUGGCCAAAUGCCCUGUUCGUUUCCGUCUCCAUUUGUGGCACCACCGAUAAUAAUCCCAGGUAAUUUUACAAAUGAAUGCGCAGUCCAGUAAGAACUCAUUGCUGACGCCACUUUUGUCUAUCCCUGCAUCUCGUUGGUGCUGCAAAUUUCCCCUCCCCGUUGGGGCACUCAAUUUUUACAAGAGUUUUCCCACUGCAUCGUAUGCUCGACUUCACUGACUAGUUUUAACAGCCAAUGGCAAUAUUGUUACGUCGAUCUGCCGUGUUUUCCUGAAUCUGAUUGUAGGCUGGUCACCACCUAGAGUUAGUAAGCGACCAAAAGCAUGAUAACAGCGGUCAAUUGUCAAUGACGAAGGGGCGGCUAUGACAGCAACUAUCUCAAGCUUCUUAUGCCCCCAGCCAUCCAUUCCUGUGUAGAUAACCAUCUGAUUGACUCCAAAGCACAUCGACUAAUUGGGAGGCGCAGGUAGAACUUCAGCUCGAGGAUACUGCUGACUCGUAGAUUAAGUGACAUUUGUCCAGGGCAAGUGAUGUGAGAGGGGCUCAUGUGUGGUAUGUAGUGAUGGGGCUUAAUUCGCGGCGGCUUACCGCAGAUUUUAAUGGAGGCGCUUGUGGGCAAGUAGGCCCAUACGAUGACUAAAUGUACGUAAGUAGUGUGGGCAGUUGAGGCGUGUGCGACGGACGUAUGUUGGUGUUCCGGGCACUGGUUCGCCAGUCUCAGUGCUAUGGUUCCGCAAGUGGCCGAUCAGAUCGACGCGUUAUGUGCAUAUGUGGUGGCAACGGGGUCAGAAUACGUUGGUUGCUGUUGUAUUGGUGACGGUGGGGAUAUUGCUAGCGGUGGCGACGCUGAUAGGGGGGGGGCUGUUAGUAUUGCUGGAGACGGGAAAGUUGUCGGAUAUGCAAGGCAUGGUUGGGCUGUCGACGUCAUGGUGAAUUUCGUCGUGAGGAUUGCUGCAGGAGGUGACGCUAGAGACCUUUUCGGAGACAGCAGAUGGAGUUGUCCAUGUGUUGUUGCAUUGGGCACGAUAUCCGAUGAGAUCGAUCUGGGCGCGAAAUGUCCAUUGGCGGCGUGAAAACGCCGAAAGUGUUGGGGUGUGUAGGUUGGUAGUCUGGGGCGCUUGCGACUUGCGAGCUGACCUUUAAGCUUUGGAAUCGACGAUCCGAUUGACCUUGUAAAUUGCCGCCCUAACCUUUAUCGCGUUUCUCCAGACAGGUCGAUCCUGGUCUAGGUCUUCUCAAGUCGACUUGCAAACCCAUGAGAAUGGUGUGUUCCAUCUGCACGCCAUGGCUUGCCACCUCCUGUUGUGGGCCCAACCUUCACAUGGCCAGCUGGUGCUCAUGCAUUCACGUUUGUAGCUGCCGCCCGGUUUUUCCAGCGCAGUUGCACAUCCGGCUGCUACACUGAGGUCGGUAGACAGUGGCCGACGUCUAACUAGGGGUAGCGUCUUUUGGCCGCAUUACUUGCCGGCGGACUGUUGAGUCAGAUCUGUGAACAACUAUUCCGAGUGCCAAAAGAGAUCUAGCCACGUCCUCGGAGGCCCUUUUCUAGAACACAAUCCUCCUGCAUGAUUUCGGCAGACUACGCUCUUUCUUCCGCUUCCUUUGUUGUACCCGAAUCCGUUCAACGACUGCCCGCGGAUGGCCGUUGGCACUGAAGAGUUCUCGAAUAAACGUCGUCUCGUCCCGUUUGGUGAUUAGCGAGGGAGGAGUAAGUAGUCACUUUAGCAGCCUAUGGGGGCGAGAUGGAGCUUGUUGUUUGUUGUGUUUUUUAUAGAGCGAGUUUUGCAUCUACUAGUCUCGGUCAGCUUGCAGGUGUGCGUAAUUUCCCAACAUGCUAGGGCACCUUUUCUGGUCCCGUCCCUCGCGAGGGCGUAAGCAGUUCUACCCCUAAGUUUGGCUGCUUGGACACCCCAGACGGCUGCCAGACUUCACCAUGGGUCACGGCUUUGUUAGCCUAGUACAUAUAGUGGGGACCAGAUCGCGUGUAGCACUCGUCGACGGUCUGUUGAACUUUGUCAGCCCUUGCACUCGAGACCACGUCUGGCCGUCCUACCAUUGGUGCCAGGUGGGUAGGGGAGGAGAGAGUGCGGUAGGUGUCGCGAAAGUCUGCCUUGAUAUAAACUGAUUCGCGCGCAAGUCACCGUGAUAUGCGCAUCCCCUAGACCAAGUGGUGAUCGUCGUCGCUGGCGACGGACGGUCAAACUUCAUAGAUGUUGUGGGUUCGAAUCCCACCGAGGCGUCGAGGUUUUCACAGUUGGGUCAGUAUGAAACUUUCGUAGCUUAUGUUACCCGGCCUAAUUUUGAAAUUUCUGUCCUACACUAGGCGUCUUGUUUUGCAUCGAAAAUUUAUAAUUUGUGCCUGAUUAAUCAGUUUCACUUCGAUGCUGCCUGGAUGUUCGUCUGGAGUGUAUUCAUCCCACUUGUCCGCCCUAUCUAUCACUGUUUCACUCUCACCCAGUGUUCUUAUUUACCUCUGGGUCUUGUUUAUUGUUCGUUGUUUUUUGGAACAAUCUCUGAAUAUUUCUAAUGCCCUAUUAACUACAUUUGCCAGAUCGCAUUGGGUGGGAGAAAGACCAUUAUUAUUAUUAUUAUUAUUAUUAUUAUUAUUAUUAGUAUUAUCAAAGCACUCAUUCCAUAACUGUCUACUUUAAUCUAGGCACGGUGCCCUUCCCCUGUCUGUCACCGCUUAUGCCCACACCGCCGGCGGACUUGGCUCAGCCACCCGAUGAGGCUCGCCUCAGGGCCAGCGUUGAGGCCCGCGUAGCUCUGCUGCAACAAGUCCAAACCCUCCUCGACGCUGCAGUCCUGCAAAUGAAUGCCUAUCUGGCGGUGGUUUCUCACCCGAGCCUGGUCUUGCCGAACAGCCCUCCGCCAAGAUCCACCUCCACCCUUGUCCCAUCAUCAGCUGUGGACCCCACUAAGGAAAAGAGGUACUACUUGAUACUGCACAUUUUCUUCAUUAUCCAGCAAAAUGAAACACAUCAUAGGGAACUUUGCCCACAAAUUUUGACAUGCCAGAGAUUCCUGUGGCAUCCAGUUUCGUCGGCAUCAAUGUUUGGUCAACUGCUGUCGCAACCCAUCGUUACAAAUCUGCCCUAACAUGAAAGUCCCCCAAAGCCCUCUGUUACCUGCUUUUUGCCUACCGGCUGUUGUAAUUCCGUUUGCCAAGUCGUUCGCAUUCUACGACGAAAGUUCGCAUUUAACCUGACACACGCUGGACUCUAGUUGUCUACUGUACUCAAUUACUCCACCGCAAACGCUCUUUACCAGUCAUCGGUAUUGGCAAUCACCUCAGUGCUGACCACGAGACCAACACAAGUUAAUAGCAGAUCGUAAUGUGGCUCAUCUGGUCGCCGUUUUGCGCCGACACAACCUGGCGUAAGUGGAGCUUACAAGUUGGCCGAGUCCCUUCCGCAGAACAGACUUGCACUUGCACUGUAAGUAUUAAUGGAGGGAAAGAAUCUGCAAGUCAAUCACACUCAUUCAACUCUCUUUUUAGCCCUGCAAAGGUGGAAUGUGCGACAGAGGAGGAGGAGGUUUCCACGGCGGCCAAGACGCCAUCGGUCAACCCAGACCUUGCCGGUGACGGUAAUUCAUGCAUGCUUCAUUCUCUUCUUUCAAGCUUGCUUAUUUGUGUCUUCCAUGUUGAUCGCAGAGAUCCGAUCCUGUUGUGUAACUUUAUGACUCCUGAAAGCAGCCAUUGCCCAAAACAUUGAUGUUUGACACGUAUGACAGUUUGACAGUAUUCGAUGAUGUCCACCUUGUGCCCAGGGUGCAGGGACAGUGACUUACACGUGAACUGGUUUAUAGUGAUGGCCUACCUUCCCUGCGCCUAACCCGUUCUCCGCUCUCGCCCUCCUGUGCCCUGUGUUCUUGGCAGAGUCAAGAAGACCGGAGACGGGAAAGCACACCGGUUAAUGGCGCGGCGGGGAUCCGCACCUAGGCGCGUCACUACACUCCCUGGUCCGCGCACAAAGGACCUGGGUUCCAUACAACAAGAAAGAUGGAUGGUGACUCGGAUCCCAACUGAGUGGGAGUACCAUAAAGGCCACAUUAGGAAGGGGCCAUCGCAGUCCGCUACCCAGUCCACCACCACACGCUAACACAACUGAGCUGACUGUGCCAUCUGAGUUGGCAAACUUUCAAGCCAUGGCUUUUAAUGCACCACGAUAGUCUUGAACGUUUCAAGUUGUUUAUAGUGAAGAAUAUGCACAGAGAGUCGACUUAACUCUGCCCUUCCCCGUGCACCAAUCGAUUUUCGGAGCCGGUCGAUCAGCUGAUGCUGAGGUUGGGGAACUUGGCUGGCAGAGCUAAGAACAUUCCGUCUACGCGUGCCACACACACGACCUGGCACACGCCAGCUUUUUCUUGCUACCUCGCCCGUUUCAUAGUUCACAACUUUAGUAACACUCUUCCCACUUCCCCACGUAGAUCUCGACGUCUUGCGCAAACACCGGCUGGAAAAGUUGAGUCCAAAGCAUCCUGCGGACGAACCCACUGUUUCUCCCGAGAUUAAGGAUACGGCUAAGGAAUCAGACAAACCAUCAGACGACUUACCUAAAACAAACUAG